AUGCGUCAAUUCACUGUCAAGGUUCCUGCUACCUCGGCGAACAUUGGCCCUGGCUUCGAUGUCGUAGGACUUUCCCUUUCUCUCCACCUUAUACUCAAAGUAAGCGUUCCUCCUGCCAACGCACAAGCUUUUGUGGCCCCCGCGAUCACGUAUUCUGGGGAGGGAGCUGAUGAAGUACCUUUGGAUGCCUACAAAAACCUUACCACAAGAGUUGCGUUGUACGUUUUGCGCUGCAAUGGUAUUCGUUCUUUUCCUUCGGGACUCAAGCUCCAUGCACACAAUGAAAUACCAUUCGGUCGGGGACUUGGGUCAUCUGGAGCAGCAGUAAUAGCUGGUGUCAUUCUGGGCAACGAACUGGGCCAAUUUAAUCUGUCCAAGGAACGAUUACUUGACUUUGCGCUUAUGGUAGAAAGGCAUCCAGACAAUGUUACCGCCGCCUUGAUAGGGGGUUUUGUUGGAUCGUAUCUACGGGAAUUGGACGAGGCUGAUACAGUGGCCGCCAGUGUGCCCUUGAGUGAAGUCCUGCCAGAAUAUCCUCCUGAUGCCGGCGAGGACUGGGGUUUGAAUCCUCCUCCGCCUCCAAGCGGUAUCGGUCACUACGUUCGUUUUGGAUGGUCAGAACCCAUUAAGGCGAUAGCUAUCAUACCACGAUUCGAGCUCUCAACAGCCAAGGCCAGAGAGGUUUUGCCUUCAAUGUACACACGCAAAGACUUGGUUUUCAAUCUGCAAAGACUAGCUGUCUUGACCACCGCUCUUGCCCAAAACCCACCAGAUCCUGACUUGAUCUAUGAAGCAAUGAAAGAUCGCAUUCAUCAACCAUACCGCAAAACUUUGAUACCUGGAUUACCAGAGGUCACCUCCUGUAUCACGCCUGCAACUCAUCCGGGUCUGUUAGGUAUAUGUCUUUCUGGUGCAGGGCCCACGAUACUUGCUCUCGCGACCACAAAUUUUGAGAAAAUCGCAGAGGAUGCACGAAAAAUAUUCCGAAUUCAGGGGAUAGAAGUGGACUGGAAGGUGCUUACUAUCGCUGGAGGUAGCCAAGUAGAGUGA
Molecule: messenger RNA, 1050 nt
Organism: Lentinula edodes (shiitake mushroom)
Lineage: Eukaryota; Fungi; Basidiomycota; Agaricomycetes; Agaricales; Omphalotaceae
Product: GHMP kinase
Exons: 3
Coding region: 1-1050 (349 amino acids)
Biological process (GO): L-threonine metabolic process
Molecular function (GO): ATP binding; homoserine kinase activity
Source: RefSeq, a predicted model, not a curated record